Morus notabilis is the source of this 1689-nucleotide messenger RNA. Its product is annotated as glucan endo-1,3-beta-glucosidase 13. The coding region runs from base 109 to 1443 and encodes 444 amino acids. Gene Ontology annotation, biological process: carbohydrate metabolic process. NCBI's taxonomy places the organism in Eukaryota, Viridiplantae, Streptophyta, Magnoliopsida, Rosales, Moraceae. The transcript has 4 exons. The record is from RefSeq and is a predicted model, not a curated record. Gene Ontology annotation, molecular function: hydrolase activity, hydrolyzing O-glycosyl compounds.
AUAUUUAUACAUUGAUGUUUUUGUGCAUUUAGAGACAUCACUAUAUUAGCUUUCCCUUCUCUUCUUUGAUAUCCUAGUCAGUCCAACACAACACAGCCAAAACAAAAAAUGUUGAAGUUGAAGAUGGUGUUGUUGAUCUUUCAAAUCUUCUUUUUGUCUUUCUUAGGUCUUACUGUUGCUGGUCAAGAAUCUAUUCAACUCUUUAAUCUCUACACUGCAACUUCAGAGGCUCCUCAGGCUUCAACUUACUCUGGGCUUGCCGUUUCUGUAAGUACUAGAGACCUCCGUGAGGUCUCAAGAAGUGUUUUAAUGGCGGAAAGUUGGUUAAGGACCUAUGUCCUGGCUCACUACCCCGCCACUGGAAUCGCCACCAUUGUUGUCGGAAACAAUCUUCUUUGCGAAAAAGACCAGGAGCUUAACAAUCUCUCUAUGGUCUUGCCAUCUCUCAAGAACAUUCGUCAUUCCCUCACAAGGUGGGGUUUGGAGAAAGAUAUCAAGGUCUCGGCUUCAAUUUCGUCCUCUUGUUUAAACCCACAUUCCACGUACUUUAAUGGUGAUUUCGCACACAAAUUCACCAAACCAGUUUUGGAGUUCCUUCAGACCGCGAAUUCCACUUACUCUGUGAACCCACCUCCAAAGUUCUCUCCUUUACCUGAUGAAACCAUGAGGUUGGUGUCGUCUCACUCAGAGUGCAUGAAAAAGCUCGGUUUUUCCGAGCUCAACAAGAUCAAUGUGAUCCUCACCAACCCGAAAGAGAGCAAUUACAGUAGUCAUAAUAAACUCAUGAGCAGAAAGCUCACAUCUUUAAACAACCCCAAUUUGGAUGAUCCAUUGCCAACAAGACCAAAUGACCCGUUACCAAAAACUGCUGACCCACCACUCCACUCCUCUGUUGGCUUCUCUGUCCCUUCCAAUGCGGCCAAACACCCCCAACCCCCACAAGCCCAAUUGACUUAUCCUCCUAAAAGUUCCCCUUCACCACCGCAAAUAGCCUCUCCACCACCCCAUUUCUCGUUUCCACCACCCCAUUUAUCUUUCCCUUCCACCCCAGAAAUUGCUCCUGUUGUUUACCCGGCUAGUCCCCCUUACAGCUACGCAUUACCUCCUUGUAAUCCGUCUCAUGCUCACCCAGUUUCCCCGCCCCCAAACAAUGGCCAUGGGAUUAUCCACAAGCUUUGGUGUGUGGCCAAGCCGACUGUUCCGGCAGACACCCUCCAGGCAGCCCUGGAUUACGCCUGCGGAGACGGCGGCGCCGAUUGCAAUGAGAUUACGCCGCAUGGUAAUUGUUACACCCCUGACUCUGUCGUGGCUCAUGCUUCUUAUGCCUUCAAUAGCUACUGGCAGAAGAACAAGAGAAAUGGAGGGACUUGCAGUUUUGGCGGCACUGCUAUGUUAAUCAACAAUGACCCAAGCUUUCUUCACUGUCAGUUUGUUCUCACUUGAAGAUAGCUAUGGAUUGGAAACUCAGAGUCUGGAGACAUUUCUACGAGUUAUUUUGUUCUUUUGAUCCUUUAGUUCGGAGUGGUUAGUUUGGCAGUUUAGAGUGUAUUAUCCUACCUAGCUAUGUAGCAUUCUAUGCACAAAUGGAAAAACUCUUUAUGACAUCUAUUCUCUUUAUGUAAUGUAAUACUCUUCUUUUGCUUUAUUGUCCAGAGGAAUGUCGUUUCUGUUAAUAAUAUGUGCCAGUUU